AAACGUAUUAACAUACCCAAAAACUAUUCUCUCGCUCUCUCUCUAGUUAGCUGUGGGAACAUGAGAGGUCGUGAUCUGAUAAACAAUGGCUUGCCCGACGAACUCAUCCUCGAGAUCUUCCAGCGACUCGAUUCGAAACCCACCCGCGACGCCUGCUCCCUCGUCUGCAAACGAUGGCUCAGCCUCGAGCGUUUCAGCCGCACCACUCUCCGCAUCGGCGCCUCUUUCUCCCCCGACACCAUCGCCACCCUCCUCUCUCGCCGCUUCCUCCACAUCACCUCCAUCCACGUCGACGAGCGUCUCUCCCUCGCCCUCCCCCCUCCUCCUCCUCCUCUCAAAAGGAAGCGUGGGAGUAACAAGUCGUCGUCGUCAUCAUCGUCGCCUUCGUCGAGUAAACGUCAGAAACUGAGUAAUAAGACGCGUUCUGGAGGAGCUGAGAACGCUGAGUCUUGCAGCUUGACUGAUGCGGGCGUGAUCGCUCUCGCCAACGGCUUUCCACGGAUUGAGAACUUGAGCUUGAUUUGGUGCCCGAACGUUUCCAGCUUCGGUUUGCGUUCCCUUGCUCAGAUAUGCACUUCCCUCAGAUCUCUCGAUCUACAGGGUUGCUUUGUUGGGGAUCAAGGCUUAUCAGCUGUUGGAAAGUUCUGCAAGCAUCUCGAAGAGCUCAACCUCCGGUUCUGCGAAGGCUUGACCGACGUUGGAGUUAUCGAUCUUGUUCUUGGCUGCGCCAAGUCCUUGAAGUCAAUCGGCGUUGCUGCCUCGGCGAAAGUAACGGAUCUAUCUCUGGAAGCGGUUGGCUCUCACUGCAAGCUUCUCGAGGUGCUGUUUCUUGAUUCCGAAUGCAUCCAUGAUAAAGGAGUGGUGGCGGUGGUGAAGGGAUGCAGACGUUUGAAGAGUCUUAAGCUUCAGUGUGUCAACGUGACGGAUGCUGCGUUUUCCGUGGUGGGAGACUUUUGUGUCUCGUUGGAGAUGUUGGCUUUGUAUAGCUUUCAGCAGUUUACUGACAAGGGAAUGAAGUCUAUUGGUAAAGGGUGUAAGAAUCUGAAAGAUCUCACUCUAAGCGACUGCUACUUUGUGAGCUGCGAUGGUUUAGAAGCUAUUGCUCAUGGCUGCAAGGAGCUUACACGUAUAGAGAUUAAUGGAUGUCACAACAUUGGUACUCGUGGACUAGAGGCAGUUGGAAAAUCUUGCCCGCGCCUCACUGAGUUAUAUUUGUUAUAUUGCCAAAGGAUUGGUAAUUCGGCUCUUUACCAAAUUGGAAAAGGGUGUAAGUCCCUUGAGACGCUUCACUUAGUAGACUGCGCAGGCAUUGGAGACACUGCUAUGUGCAGUAUUGCUAAAGGCUGUCGCAACCUCAAGAAACUCCAUAUCCGCAGAUGCUACGAGGUUGGAAACAAAGGUGUCAUAGCCAUUGGAAAGAAUUGUAAAUCACUAACCGAGCUUAGUCUCCGGUUUUGCGAUAAAGUUGGAGAUGCAGCAUUAGUUGCCGUUGGAAAAGGUUGCUCCUUUUUACAACAACUAAACGUAAGUGGUUGUCAUCUAAUUGGAGAUGUUGGAGUCACAGCUAUCGCCAAAGGCUGUCCUCAACUCACUCACCUAGAUAUUAGUGUACUUCAGAAAGUUGGAGACGCGUCGUUGUCUGAGCUUGGAGAUGGAUGUCCAAUGCUGAAGGACUUGGUUUUGUCUCAUUGCCACUAUGUGACAGACAAUGGUCUGAACCAUCUUGUAAACAAAUGCAAACUGCUGGAGACUUCCCACAUGGUUUACUGUCCAGGGAUCACUUCGGCGGGAGUGGCUACAGUCGUCUCGAGCUGUUCGCACAUCAAGAAGGUGUUGAUAGAGAAAUGGAAAGUGAGCGAGAGGACGAUAAGGAGAGCUGGAUCGAUUCUCUCUUACCUCUGUAUGGAUCUCUAGAUCGUAAUUUUAAGGUCAUAUUUUGAAAGAAUUGUAGUUGUGUUUCAUUUAACAAAGUCAUACUCUAGUCCAAACCUAUUAAAGACGGUCGUUUUUUUUUUUU
Messenger RNA from Brassica oleracea var. oleracea, 2017 nucleotides. Its product is annotated as F-box/LRR-repeat protein 4. The record is from RefSeq and is a predicted model, not a curated record. NCBI's taxonomy places the organism in Eukaryota, Viridiplantae, Streptophyta, Magnoliopsida, Brassicales, Brassicaceae. Gene Ontology annotation, molecular function: protein binding. Gene Ontology annotation, cellular component: SCF ubiquitin ligase complex. The transcript has 8 exons. Bases 61 to 1914 code for a protein of 617 amino acids. Gene Ontology annotation, biological process: SCF-dependent proteasomal ubiquitin-dependent protein catabolic process.